AUGUUCAAGAACAAAGCAAAUUCCAAAGCUUUUAUUUUUUCUGGAAAUGAUUCGAUUGAAUCUUCAACCUUGAAUCAAAAUCAAAAAAAAUACGUGAAAAAAUAUUGCUACGACAAGCUUUGUAAGCUUAAGGUUUAUGCUUUGAAUGAUUUUCAUUAUAUUCUCAGUCGCAUACUUAAGUUGGUUGAAAAGGACGAUGAUGCGACCAAUAAACGAGAUGCUCAACUUCAAAUGUCUCCGACACUUUUCUGCACUUCUGCUUGUGAUUGUGAUAUCUCAUAA
This is a messenger RNA of Clunio marinus, 282 nucleotides long. The record is from the annotation of a GenBank genome assembly. Lineage: Eukaryota; Metazoa; Arthropoda; Insecta; Diptera; Chironomidae.